AUGCCGGCUGGUCACGGUUUGAGAUCUCGCACUAGAGAUUCCUUCUCUCGUCCCUUUAGGAAGAAGGGAACCAUCGCCCUCACCACUUACCUCCGAACUUACCGCAUCGGCGAUUACGUGGACAUCAAGGUUAACGGCGCCGUGCAUAAGGGGAUGCCUCACAAAUUCUACCAUGGCCGCACUGGUCGCGUCUGGAACGUCACCAAACGCGCCAUUGGUGUCGAGGUUAACAAACAGGUGGGAAACAGAAUUAUUAGAAAGAGGAUUCAUGUGCGUGUGGAGCACGUGAUGCCUUCAAGGUGCACCGAGGAGUUCCGUUUGAGGAAGAUCAAGAAUGAUGAACUCAAGGCGGAAGCUAAGGCGAAGGGUGAAAAAAUAAGCACCAAGAGACAACCUGAGGGUCCUAAACCGGGUUUCAUGGUGGAAGGAGCUACAUUGGAGACUGUAACUCCCAUCCCUUACGACGUGGUCAAUGACCUUAAAGGGGGAUAUUAG
Sphenostylis stenocarpa is the source of this 495-nucleotide messenger RNA. The record is from the annotation of a GenBank genome assembly. Lineage: Eukaryota; Viridiplantae; Streptophyta; Magnoliopsida; Fabales; Fabaceae.